Doryrhamphus excisus (bluestripe pipefish) is the source of this 4105-nucleotide messenger RNA. The record is from RefSeq and is a predicted model, not a curated record. Lineage: Eukaryota; Metazoa; Chordata; Actinopteri; Syngnathiformes; Syngnathidae.
GGGAAAGUGUUUUUUCGGACGCUCUUUCACAUCCUGCAUGCAUUUUCCACAGUUUUGACUUCCUCUUAGCCACUUUAUAACGUUAUUUAUCGUUUUAUGGUGUCACUCGGCAGAAGAACUAUACCGGAUUCUUUUUUUGGUACCGGGUCCAGUUCAGUGAGCCACCAAAAGAUGGCCAACACGUCCGACCAAGCAGGGCUCGAGGAGAAUGACGAGGAUAAAAUGGUGGACAUAUUGCAAGAAAGAAGAGACAGCAGCGACCUGGGCCAUGCCUUCAGGACCUUCAACCCCCGCCCAUACAAGGGGGCACUGCCCUGCUCGGCUGCUGACCUCAACAGGGCCGUGCUGGCCUCCGAGGAUGUACGCCGCGUCAUAGAAGAGGUGGCCACAGAGACGGGGUCGUCAGUGGAGGCGGUGACGGAGGAAGCUGAGGGUAUUCUAAGGGAGAUGUCCCAAAACCUGCAGCUGGGCUUCGUCCGUCUGAUGGGCUACAUGCUCAGCAAAGUGCUGAAGCGCAUCUACUCCAGCAUCUACGUCAACAUGGACGCUCUCCGCCUGCUCCAGCAGGCGGUGGAGGACACGCCCGUCAUACUGCUACCCAACCACAGGAGCUACACGGACUUCCUGGUUAUCUCCUACAUCAUGUUUACUUACGACAUCCCGUUGCCUGUUAUUGCUUCUGGACUGGCUCUGGCCGGGAUGAACUUUGUCGGCGAGAUGCUGCGUCGCUCCGGGGCGUUCUACAUCCGUCGGGACAUCGCCUCCAACAGGCUGUACUGUGCGGUGCUGUCCGAAUAUGUGAAAAGUCUCGUCAGAACAGGAUUUGCUCCGGUGGAGUUUUACAUCGAAGGCUACCGGAGUCGCUCCCUGAAAUCUUUGACACCCAAGCUAGGUAUGAUGCACAUGGUGCUGGAGCCCUUCCUGAAAGGUGAGGUGCACGACAUCACCUUCGUGCCCAUCAGCAUCAGCUACGACCGGGUUCUAGAAGAAUCGCUGCUGGCACGGGAACUGCUGGGGAUCCCCAAGCCUAAAGAGAGCACCUUGAGUCUGCUGAAGGUCAACUGGGUCCUGAAGGAGGACUACGGUUGCAUGCACGUCAACUUGGGGCAUCCCAUGUCGGCCAGACAGCUGUGUCACGGCAACAUAACAGAGGUUCCUGAGAGGUCGUCAGAGGAGCACCAAGCAUGGGUGAACAGGCUGGCUCAUGUGAUGGUUCGCAGCCAAGAGCGGGGCUCCUUCACCAGCCCUUGGUCCCUCAUGGCCUGCCUGUUGCUCCAGGAGCCCCUCUCUGUCCUGACAGACAGCGGCCUAGCUUGGCGUCAGCUGGCUGAGAGGACGCUGUGGCUUAAGAGGCUGGCGCUGGACUUUGGGGGUCGGCUGAACUGGCCUGCACACGUCUCCGACUGGGAUGUGAUGUCAUCUGCCGUGGCGCUCCACCACACCUCCAUCCACCUCCAGGAGGAGCGCGUUUUCCUAGUUCGGGAGGAAGAAGCGGCAGCCAGCCAGGAGCCAAUGGCUGCUGAGGACAGCGUUACCAAGAUGGCGGCGCCCAUGUUGAUGAUGGCGUCCUACCGCAACCAAACCCUGCACCUGUUUGUCCGUCCGGCCCUCUUGGCCGUGGCGCUGAAGCUCACGGGGUGCAGUCGCAGAGGGGAGAUCUUCGCCUCCUUCUGCUUCCUUCAGGAUGUCUUCCGAAGUGAAUUCAUCUUCAUUCCUGGCAAAGCCUCGGAGGACUUUGAGGAGGCGUGUUUGCUCCUGGAGAAAUGUGGCGCUGUGCAUGUGGUCGGCCAACAGGAGGUGUUGGCGUCAGAGGACGGUGUGGAGGUGCUUUCUUUCCUGCGGGGGCUCCUGCAGCCCUUCAUUGACUCAUAUCAGGUGAUGUUGGGGUUCCUGUGCGAGCAGGAAGCUAACGUGGUCACAGAGAAAGAUUUCCUCCCUGCAGUGAGACGUCUGGCCUCAAAGCUCAUCCUGUCAGGUGAUCUCCACACCUACGAGGCCCUCUCGUCGGACACCCAAAAGAACGUCCUGUCAUCCCUCAGGAGGCUGGCGGCUGUGACCAAGUUGAAGGCCCUUGCGGUCUUGUUUGGCAGGUCUGAGCAGAAGCAGUACAGCGUGGACAAAGACGCUGUGGGAAGGAUAGCAGACACGCUCUCUGGGAAAAUCCACCCCCAGAUGCUCCAGACUGAACCUGACGCAAGACUUGAGUCCCCGUUGGAAGACAUCCAAGCUCAGUAGCAGACCACAUCCUCGCUCUCACCUCAGCGUGAACCCUUCCUUCGCCUUUUGGCUUCUUUCCUCCAUCGCCGUCGGAUCGGAAGAUACAGCAGUGUACACACAUUUACAAUAUAUUGGAAAUUUUUUUGCACUUUUUACUAAUAAGGAAUAGGGCCACACUGUGACAAAAUAGACAAAAAUAGCAAAAAUAGUGACUGUAAAGUUAUGACAUUCAAUUUAAAAAUUCUACAAAAAUAGAGUUGCAAAGUCAAAAUUGAGAGAAAUAGUCAUAAUAUUACAAGAAAAAGUAGUAAUGUAGUAAUGUAGUAAUUUGGAAAUAAAGUUGUGACACAGGAAUAAAGUAUUAUGAAAAAAAGAUGUAAUAACCCAUGAAGUAAGCGGAAAAAAAUUACAAAAUAGAAUCAAAUUGAAAAAAAGUGCUACUAUUAUUUUAAAAAAUAACUUUACGAGAAUAACAUUUGACUUUUAACAAGUGAAAAAUCAUCACAAAAACACAAACGCAACAGUCAGAGCAGCGGCUUAUUGCAAUAUUCCAAAUAUAUAUAGUCAUAGUAUGACUAGUAGUACUACCACUGUCACGUGUACACGUAAUUUUUUUAAAAGCACGACAUCAAAACAACAGGUGGAACGUGGCUACCACCUUUAAGCAUCCGCGGAUUUCUAGCCAAUCCGACGCCUGAAGAAAGUCAAGCAGGGAAAAGAUAUGAAUGAUAUAAUGUAAAUCACAUGUCAACUACCAUAUACCAUGUUUCAGACUUUUAUUCUUUUUUUAAAGCUUCUUGACAUACCAAUAAAUGUGAAACGAUUGUAACAAAAUGCACCAUAGAUUUCCUUUUCAUAUUGUUUUUUUCUCGUCUUCUUCGUCGCUUUCAACAACAGUGAGCGAGGAGCAGAGGUCAAAGUUCAACGUGCCGUCGUCUCACCGCCCACCAAACAAGCACACUGCAGUUAAAAGGCCUCUUUGAGUGCCCACUGACCAAGCACAGCAUCAGAUGGUGCAGGUGUCCCUAAUGAAGUAUCCCCGCGGCGAGGCCUAUCUGUACACGGGCGGCACGUCCACCUUGAUGCGCAGGGCGCUGACGGGGUCCUGGCAAAAGACGGAGAUGUACUCCAGCACUUUGGAGUUGAGCCUCUUCUCGCUCUCCUUGGCGCGGUGGCGCUCCUUGUCCCAGCGCUCCUUCUCGCCGUUCAUCUGGGAGAAGAGGUUGAGCUGGAUGGCACGCAGCGUGGCCGCCAGCACGUAGGAGCCCCCCUGCAGCGCGUGGCAGAAGGCGGCGCCCACACUCAGAGCGGCACCCAUCAGGUUGGGCAUGGUCUCGCAAAGCACGCAGGCGCCCUCCAGGAGGUGCAGCGUGCACGCCCGGCCCGGCGGCGCACCGUGGUGGUGAUGCUGGUGGUAGCCGUGGGGGCCGGGGCUCUGCUGGGCGCUGGCCAGCAGGUGGCGUGCGCAGUCGCUGAAGUGUAUGGCAGCUCGGCGCAGGGGCAGCAGGGCCAGGUAGAGGUGGCAAGCCGCUUUGGUGAGGGCGUGGAAGAGCAGACGCAGCUCCAGCACAGCGUUACCUGUACAAGAGGAGAGAUAGAAGAGAUUAGAAGGUGCUGGGGUCAGAUUGGAGUCUAAUUUAAUGCUGUGACUAAUGUCAGCCUGCAUUAAAGUCUCAUGUGGGCGGCAACCGUCACCUGAGCACGCAAGGCACGGCCCCGGAUGUCACAUGAUCAGAUAACUAACCAACAUCAUAACGUGCACUCAUAGCAUUCCAGUAACACCAUUAUGACUUUUCAGUCAUAAUCAAGCAAAUUUGUCAUAGGAACAUACAGUAUAUCAAGUGUCAUGAUUGAGCAGCUUUGUUAAUAUCUCUUGGGCUUUUAAGAG